Molecule: messenger RNA, 1913 nt
Organism: Chinchilla lanigera (long-tailed chinchilla)
Lineage: Eukaryota; Metazoa; Chordata; Mammalia; Rodentia; Chinchillidae
Gene: Tedc1
Product: chromosome unknown open reading frame, human C14orf80
Exons: 8
Coding region: 363-1667 (434 amino acids)
Source: RefSeq, a predicted model, not a curated record
CCUUCAGCCCCUAGCAGGCGGUGUUCUCCCCCGCGGUUGCUAGGCGACUGGUGGCGCGACACACUGAUUGGCUGGCUAGGGGCGAGGCUGGGUGUCGGGCGAAGAUUGGCUCCAGAGUUCGGACCCGACACAGCUACUUGCACUGAAGGCCCACCCCCGGAGCCCGGAAGUGAUUCAGCGGGGUUAGAACAGACAGCCACCGCAGGCCAGGUCCACCGCAGGCCAGGUCCACCGCUCACGGGGCCAGGGCGGCGGGUGUGGGGACGACCGGGCCGCGACAGUGAUUGGUCGCUGGACCUGGGAGGCAGUGAUUGGGCGCGGGAACCCUGGCGGGCGAUCCAAGGAGGCCUGCUGCAGACCGCAUGGGGAGGCGGCGGCGCCGGGUGGACGAAGAGGCCUCGGCCCGGGCGGGGGCUGGGGCCAGGACACUGCUGGAUGCCAUAGCCACGCUAAGUCGGUCGCUGCCAACCGGGCCCUGCCCCGAGAUCUUCCGCCGCGCCAAGUUCGACCGUCCAGAGGCCGCCCCAGCGCUCUGGGAGCUCCUCUUCCGACUGCUAGCGCCUCUCCUAGCGGACAGAGCGGCCGCCUCGCUAGGCCCGGGAGCCCAAGCCCGCUGGGUGAAGGCAGUGCUCUGCUCCCACGGCUACCCGAGGCCAGCUCUGGCACAGCUCCCUGAGGACGGCUCCCAGGGCAGCAGGGAGCUGCUGCUGGCCUUUUCCUGGCUUCUGGCCCGAGGGCCCCUGCUAGAGUGGCUGCUGGCUCAGACCUGUGUGAAACUGGGUGACCAGGUGCCCACGUUCGAGUGUGAGGUCCUGGCCAGUCCUGGCCUGGCUACACCCCAAAUGGAUGCAGAGGGCCCUGUGGACCUCCGCUGUCUGCAGUGGCUGAUGGGAAAAUUGCGGUUCCAGUGGCAGCAAUUGAUCUGCAGUCAGGAGGAGCAGUGUGCCCUCUUGAGCAAGAUCCACAUGUACACGUGGGGCUGCCACAGUGACCGGAACCUUGGCCACCUGUCUGUCACUGAAACAGAGAUGCUCAGGGACCCAGAGGGCAGCCAGCAGCUGUUGCAGGCACUGGAGCAGGAGAAUGCCCAGCUGGAGGCGGCUCUGGAGUGGCGGCGCUAUGAGCUGGUCUUCUGGCAGUGGAUGGAUACGGUCCUGGGUGCCUGUCCCUCGGAGGACCCUGCUGUACCCACAUUCCAGCCCAGCAUCUCUGAGCAUGGGCGUGGCAAGCUGGAGCUGGUGGCUCAGGAGCUGCAGGCCCUGAAGGAGGAGUUGCAAGCCCUGCAGGAGUUGCUGCGCAAAGAGGUGCUCAGCCGGCGCCAGGCCUGGGAGACCCAGAUUGGUGGCCUGGGCCACGGGCCGGAGUGGAGUGCAGCGCGACAGGCCUUGCAGCAGGCUGUGGAUCGGGAGCUGUUGGCCCUGCGGCAGGCCUGGAAACAGGGCAAGGGCCCCAGCCUGCCUCAGGGGCCCCACCGUCUGGUGAAGAUCGAGGCUGGGUCAGCAGAGGCCCAGGGCCUGCCAGUGGCCGAAGUGAUCAGGGCCCUGAGGAGCCAGGAGGCAAGCCUGGAGGCGGUGCUGUGCCGGCUGCAGGGACAGUGUCGGCAGGAACUGGCCAGGCUGGCAGGAACUGUGCCAGGCCUCAUCUGGAUUCUGCCACCUGGACGCUGAUGUCCCAUGGACAUACCCUCCCUCCCUCCAUGGACACAUAGGAACCUGCCUGGGCUGUGCUGGCCUCCUUGGAAGAGCAGGUUCUGGGGAAAUGGACACAGGGCUGAUGCAUGCAGUUUUCAGCCCUGGCCUGCAACGCUGGAGUUGGCAUAGUUGCUCCCUGUGAGGGGGACUGUAGGGGACCCAGAAAUAAAUGGCAGAACCUUGCCUGCCUGAGGGGGCCAGCCUACCUCCCUCUCUACCGCC